Molecule: messenger RNA, 793 nt
Organism: Erpetoichthys calabaricus (reedfish)
Lineage: Eukaryota; Metazoa; Chordata; Cladistia; Polypteriformes; Polypteridae
Gene: cartl
Product: cocaine- and amphetamine-regulated transcript-like
Exons: 3
Coding region: 75-401 (108 amino acids)
Biological process (GO): G protein-coupled receptor signaling pathway; negative regulation of appetite; adult feeding behavior
Molecular function (GO): neuropeptide hormone activity
Source: RefSeq, a predicted model, not a curated record
CGAAUCCACGAAGACUAACACGUCUUUUUAGUCAACGGUGCACGCUUUCGGCAUAUACACCGGUCUCUUGCGAUAUGGAGAGCUGCAGCACGAUGCUGGUCCUUUUAUGUGUCUCUUUGUUGCUUACAGUUUGUCACAGUCAGUCUUCUAGGGAGUUAUCUGCUGAAGAUUUUCCAAAUAAAAAAACACCUUCUUCGGCGGAAAAAGAUCUGGUAGAAACAAUGGAAGAGUUAUUGGGUAAAUUCCAGAGCCGAUUACCAUCAUAUGAGAAAAAAGGAGGAACCAUACCUCUGUGUGAUGUUGGAGACCGCUGUGCUGUGAAGCUGGGCCCAAGAAUCGGAAAACUUUGCAACUGUGCCAGGGGAAGCUCCUGCAAUUCAUUUCUUCUGAAAUGCAUUUAAAUGUCCACCUACCUCCCUAAAUAAAAAUGGCUGAAUUGUACUGCUGAGAUAGAAGCAAGAGAAAGAAAUGUCUUCUUUUAAAAUUAAUUCACAGAACUAAUUUUUCAUCACCUCCAGCUUCACUGUUGUUUCAAUAGAUGCAGUAAUAAAAAUGUAAGUUAGCAUUUAUUAAGUAUUUAUAGUAAAUCAUCUUAAGGAAAUGUGUGACUUGUGAAAAAUGAAUUAUGAAAUCCUGACUCUCUGUUUGAAUAUCUUCCUUUUGUUAGGGAGCUAUAAUGACUGACAAGGUAAUAUGGGGAUUAUUACCUAUUUUAUAUGUAUCAAAAUAAACAUACAUGUUUGAUAUUUAAUUAAAUGAAGCAGAUGACAAAUAAAUACAAUAUGUUCUUCAA